Molecule: messenger RNA, 1378 nt
Organism: Anthonomus grandis grandis
Lineage: Eukaryota; Metazoa; Arthropoda; Insecta; Coleoptera; Curculionidae
Gene: stck
Product: LIM and senescent cell antigen-like-containing domain protein 1
Exons: 7
Coding region: 183-1250 (355 amino acids)
Biological process (GO): cell-cell adhesion; positive regulation of integrin-mediated signaling pathway; cell-cell junction organization
Cellular component (GO): focal adhesion; cell-cell junction; cytoplasm
Source: RefSeq, a predicted model, not a curated record
CCCCAACGGGUUUUUAGACGAGGAUCGAAGACUCCGAAUGAGGUCAUCGAUUAAAUAGGCCCCAAGUUUGUUUCUCUUUGGGUGUGUGUCUUUUUCUAGGCCUUAAAAGCCCCUUUUUCUGAGCGGAAUCUUCUUUUGGGGUCACUGUUUUAAGGCUUUUUUGGGCAGUAUUAUCUUCUGUUAUGUCACCGACACCUUUACCUAUGCCUGGGAUUACCCAUAUUGCUAACAUGUCCAGGGAUAACAUGUUAUGCUCCAAGUGCGGCGAGGGGUUCGAACAACAUGAAAAGAUUGUUAAUUCCACUGGGCAGCUGUGGCAUCAGCAAUGUUUUGUGUGCGCCCAAUGUUUUCGGGAAUUCGUCGACGGAGUCUUUUACGAAUACGACGGGCGCAAGUACUGCGAACACGACUUCCACGUCCUGUUCGCGCCCUGCUGCCAACGCUGCGGCACUUUCAUCAUAGGUAGGGUCAUUAAGGCGAUGAACUCCUCGUGGCAUGCGGAAUGUUUCCGUUGCGAGAUGUGCACCAGCGAGUUGGCCGACACAGGUUUCAUUAAAAACGGCGGCAGGGCGCUGUGCCACGAAUGCAACGCCAAAGUGAAAGCUCGCGGGCUCGGCAAAUACGUUUGCCACAAGUGCCACGCCAUGAUCGACGAUCAACCGUUGAAGUUUCGCGGCGAGGUUUAUCAUCCGUAUCACUUCAAUUGUACCGCUUGCGGCGUAGAACUGGACGCGAACGCUCGUGAAGUGCGCAACCGACCAGGUUUGGCCAAAAACGACACCAACGAGCUCUACUGUCUACGCUGUCACGAUAAAAUGGGUGUGCCCAUCUGCGGAGCAUGCCGAAGACCCAUCGAGGAACGUGUGGUGACAGCUCUAGGAAAACACUGGCACGUGGAGCACUUCGUCUGUGCCAAAUGCGAGAAACCGUUCUUCGGACAUCGCCACUACGAGAAGAAGGGUCUGGCCUACUGCGAGACCCACUAUCAUCAGCUCUUCGGCAACCUGUGUCAUCAUUGCAAUCAAGUUAUCGCUGGAGAUGUGUUUACUGCUCUGAACAAGGCGUGGUGCGUCCACCACUUCGCUUGCUCCAUCUGUGACCAGAAAAUGAACCAGAAAACGAAGUUCUACGAGUGCGACCUGAAGCCCGUCUGCAAGAAAUGCUACGAGAAGUUCCCCAAGGAGCUGAGGAACCGAUUGAGGAGGCAGCAUGAGGCUCUGCCUCGCAGGGCACCGACUCCAGUGGAAUAAAUUGAAUUUUCUUAACAGAUCUGAUGAUUAAUGUCGUAUAACCAUAUUAUUGUGUGCCUUAGUUAGUGCCUUUAUUACUUAUUUUGUACUAAUUAUCUUGUUUCGAAAUAUAUUAUAUUGAACUAACA